AUGUUCGCUGUUCCAGGAUGGUCCGUUGAGGGCUCUGCUCUGAAGUCACAGACUCAGGCCGUGCAGCCCAAAAACGAAUCCCAGCCGGAGAAGGAUGCCCCCAACGCCGAUGCGAAGAACAACAAGCGCAAGCGUGCCAAUGACCGUGUCACCGCCGGAAAUGUGGAUGAGAUGUACCGCAGGCACAUUGAGAAGGGUGGAAAGCGCGGCCCAGAGGGUUCUGUGAAGACAGAGAAGAAGCAGAAGAAGGAAAAGAAGGAGAAGCAGACACCUGAGACAACCACCGCCCAGGAGCCUAGCGAAACUGUCACCACUGCCGACAGGCUACAACUGCCCCGGCUAAAGAAGCUCUUGCCUCUGCCCCUGCCCCCCGCUGCGCCUGCACUCCCACCAACGGCAAACCUGACCCCUCUCCAGCAGGCUAUGCGACAGAAGCUGGUCUCCUCUCGGUUCCGCCACCUGAACGAAACCCUCUACACCACCCCCUCCGAGAAAGCACUCGAGCUGUUCAAUACCAACCCUGAGCUGUUCGACGAGUACCAUGCCGGAUUCGCACGACAGGUCAAGGAGUCCUGGCCCUCCAACCCGGUCGACGACUACAUCAAGACCAUCCGCACCCGCGGUGCAAUCCCGCUCCCAAGACGAGGAAAGCCCCUCAACCCUGCUAAGGGCUACCCGCUCCCCCGUCGUCCUACUGGAGUAUGCACGUUCGCCGAUCUGGGCUGUGGUGAUGCACAGCUCUCGCGCGCCUUGACGCCCUCCGCCAAGAAGCUGAACAUCAAGCUCAACAGCUACGAUCUGGCAGCGCCCGAUCCAUUGAUCACCAAAGCCGAUAUCUCGAAUCUUCCCUUGGAAGAUGGGGCUGCGGAUGUGGCUAUUUUCUGUCUGAGUCUGAUGGGAACCAACUGGGUUUCGUUCGUCGAGGAGGCAUGGCGUAUUUUGCGCAAUGAUGGCAAGGGCGAGUGCUGGGUCAGUGAGGUCAAAAGUCGAUUUGGCAAGGUCCAACGCAAGAAGUCUCAGAUCGGUGCGCAGAAGCCCAGCAGCAAGGCAGACAAAAAGAAGCCCAAGAAGAAGGGCGGUGACGAUUCCGAGGAUGAUGCUGACAUCUUUGCUGAGGAUGUGCGGCCGUCUGACAAUACCGACGAGACUGAUAUCUCGGCGUUUGUGGAGGUGUUCCAGACUCGUGGAUUCAUGCUUCGCCGGGAAUCCGUGGAUAAGUCCAAUAAGAUGUUCGUGAGAAUGGUGUUUGUUAAGCAGGGUGGUGCGCCUACCAAGGGGAAACACGCUUCGGCCCUCAGUGCGCCUGCGCCUGGUAACAAGAAGCGCUUUGUUGACCGCAAGCCUGAUUCAGAGUCUGGCUUGUCAGCUGAGCAGGAGGCCAAAGUGCUGAAGCCAUGUGUUUAUAAGAUCCGCUAG
Molecule: messenger RNA, 1416 nt
Organism: Penicillium verrucosum
Lineage: Eukaryota; Fungi; Ascomycota; Eurotiomycetes; Eurotiales; Aspergillaceae
Product: 25S rRNA (adenine645-N1)-methyltransferase
Exons: 2
Coding region: 1-1416 (471 amino acids)
Biological process (GO): ribosomal large subunit biogenesis; rRNA methylation
Cellular component (GO): nucleolus
Molecular function (GO): rRNA (adenine) methyltransferase activity
Source: RefSeq, a predicted model, not a curated record